This is a messenger RNA of Symbiodinium natans, 378 nucleotides long. Lineage: Eukaryota; Dinophyceae; Suessiales; Symbiodiniaceae. The record is from the annotation of a GenBank genome assembly.
AUGCCCGGAGUGCUGUCGUUCGGGGUGGUGCAGAGAAGAAGGGGUUGGAUGAGGAGGAUCUUGAGGACGCUUUGGAGGCUGAUGUGUCAGGCGAGGCCUUACGCAAGCGCCUGUGGCGGCUUUGCAAGGCCGACUCUCGGGGGAAGCGCAUCAAAGCCAUCAAGGAGUACUGUUCCCAGAGAGCUGGGUACACAAAGAAAGACAAGUACGAGGAAGGGGUGCUUGUUUACUGGGUCGAAGCUGAAGUGGAGGGGGAGUGGAGCAAGAAAACCGGGACAUCCAAAGAAGAGCUGCUCCACUACGAGACCGACAUGCCAGCAGAGGAUGUUGCUGGCUUUGCUUCAGCCGGCCUCUCUUUUGAUGGGCCAUCUAUGCUAG